Molecule: messenger RNA, 2006 nt
Organism: Epinephelus lanceolatus (giant grouper)
Lineage: Eukaryota; Metazoa; Chordata; Actinopteri; Perciformes; Serranidae
Product: galectin-3-binding protein A-like
Cellular component (GO): membrane
Source: RefSeq, a predicted model, not a curated record
CAGAGUUUCACUAUUGUUCCUUCAGUGAGAUGCCUUUCUUUUGUUCACUUCAUUUUGAGUUCUGUGCACUGCAAUCAAAAUGAAAGAAAAGACUUUGUUAUUAUUCGGUAUUCUUUUCCUGAUCAGCUUGUCUACUGGUCAUGAGGAAGGUUUAAUCAGACUGGUUGGUGGUCAAGAUUACUAUGAGGGCCGUGUGGAGAUCUUUCAUGAUGGAGUUUGGGGGACUGUGUGUGAUGAUGACUGGGACAUAAAUGACGCUCAUGUAGUGUGUCGCCAGCUCCAUUUCUCUGGUGCAACAGAAGCUUCACAGUCAUCAACAUUUGGCAACGGGGAUGGCAGAACCUGGAUGGAUGAUGUAGGAUGUAGUGGGACAGAGAAGAGCCUGGUCCAAUGUACAUUUCGUGGGUGGGGGGUCCAUAACUGUGCUCACACAGAAGAUGCUGGUGUUAGAUGCAAAAAUGAAACAAUAUUGAUUAACGGGGAUUACCACGAGUAUGAUGUAGACCACAACACAAGCCUUUCUCAACAGCUGGGGAAACUGUUUGAGAGUGGACAUGACUGUGACUUGAACAUCACAGUGGUGGCGCAAAACAACAGCCUUGAGACAAUCUGUGCUCACAGGGUCAUCUUCUCUCUGAACUCGUUCCUGAAAACUUCACAGCCAGACCUCAGCAGCCUCAGCAUCAAUACCACUUAUGACUGCAGUCAGUACGCCAACAGCUUUGUCAGAUACUUCUACACAAGAAAGAUUAAAUUCACACCAUCCUCUGCUUAUUGCAUUCUCAAGAUGGCAUCUGACUGGGGUCUGACAGAAGUACAGAAUGAGGCUGCAAAUAUUUUCAGACUGUUUCUUCCGGAGGAUCCCACUUUCCAGAAUCAGAGCUCUUUCUAUGAGUUUGCAGUUCAUACAAGGGAUGAGGCACUGCAGGAAGUUUGUCUUCGCUACCUGGCGUGGAACUGUGAGGCGCUGAUCCUUUCCUCAGCCUGGACAAAUCUUCCACUGGGUCUGAUCAAAGCUCUUCUGUCUCGCUCAGACCUUGUGGUUCGUAAUGAAACUGUCAUCCUGAAUGGACUGGAGAGAUGGGCGGCAGCCCGAGGAAACACAACCAUUCCUGAGAUCCUUUUGAAACUCAUCCGUUUCCCACUGAUACCAGCUGGGGACUUAUACACACUUGAUGGCGCACAGUACCAAGCCAGCAAGUUACAAGGGUUUCAGUUUAAUGCUCUGCCUUUUGCAACAUUGCUAAAUGACCUAAGGGAAGAACGACAUGUCUACACAUCCAGGAUUUACACUGGUAAGCCGUGGAGCUUUACCUUCAGCUACCACAUCGUCAAAGCUUACAAAGAUUUUGGGUUCUACGCUCUUGAUGGCCAGAACAUCAGCAGUCUCACAUCUGAUUUCCAAACACCGGUUCAUCACAGUGCCUAUUUUGCUCUUCACAACAUGCGCUGGAAAACAAGGGUCUAUAUCAGUGCUGCAGAUUGCUCGAGUGAAGGUGUCUCUUGUCCUACUUUGCCAGCUGUUAGUUUAAAGGUUGAGGAAAGGAACAGUGAUCUACCCAGUGAGAUGGGACAUAUUCGUUACAGUAACAGGCUCAUUGUCAUGUGUGAUGGGAGGUAUGUGUUCCACAUUCAUGAAUUUAAUGCUACUGAUGGAGAUAAUCUUGUGUUUGUCCCAAGAGGUGCAGAACAAGUCUAUCCAUGCCACUCAAACCUGUUCUCCUACCAGGUGGUGGUGUGUCCUUACUACUCCAUAGAUUAGUUUCUGUUUCCUCUGGGAACUUCAGCAAAGAGGAUAUGGAUAGGGAUGAUUUAUGAACAGCAUAUUGUCUGAUAUCAGGACAAAUUUUUCUUUAAUCAGGUACUUAUACACUCAACAGUUAACAUUUCAUUAUUUCAUUUACAAGAUGUAGUUGACUGAAUAACUGUUUUUAAUAAAUAAAACACAUGUAAAUGUAUGAAGUCAGCAAUAGGAUUCAUACACACAUGCUACAUUCUGUAAAAGG